This is a messenger RNA of Pieris macdunnoughi, 297 nucleotides long. The record is from the annotation of a GenBank genome assembly. NCBI's taxonomy places the organism in Eukaryota, Metazoa, Arthropoda, Insecta, Lepidoptera, Pieridae.
AUGGCCCGUUAUAGUAACGAGACUGGAGAUGGUAAUAUUGAUCCGGCAAGCAUAGUUUCUAACGUUAAAAAUAAUAUAAAGCAGGAAAUUAUAAAAGAGCUUCUACAUGGAUCAUUUCAAGACAAUAAAACAAAGCUUGGUAAUGAUGCUCUAACAUUGGUUGUGGAAGUGGCAAAGUGUCUCGUCACAGAAACUUGCCUUCGGGCAUCUAGCCAAGCAUUGAAAGAAAACUGCGACAAAGUUGACAUUGAGCAUGUAGAAAAAUGUUUACCACAGCUGAUGCUGGACUUUCCCUAA